Molecule: messenger RNA, 1478 nt
Organism: Yamadazyma tenuis ATCC 10573
Lineage: Eukaryota; Fungi; Ascomycota; Pichiomycetes; Serinales; Debaryomycetaceae
Source: RefSeq, a predicted model, not a curated record
CUGUAUUUACUAACCAAGUCGAUCUUUUUUAAUAGUAUUCUAUUAUUAUCAUGGUUGCGAAAUUCAUAAAACUGGCAGAACCGCACAUCAGAUAAGUUAAUCAGCUUCAAAUAAGGCUGUAAAAUGUAAAAUAUUACAAACCGUAUACAAUCGUCCCCCAAAGUAUAUUUGUAGCUGAGUGGGUGUCCUGGCCUUCACCAGCCUCGAUAAAACUAUACUGAAAACAAAAAAAGAGAUCAAAAUAGGUUUGGAAUGAAAAAUUUUCACCCAAAUCAAAUCUCAUUAUCCUUCGUUUCCAGGUAUAAUGACGGCAGAGUUCACUUGGCCCGUAAACAUACCUAGAAUGUCACUAGUUUUUAUUAAACAUAUGUAAAUGAUUUGUAUAGCAGGCUAAACAAUUGGCUCCUUCGCGAAAUGUUUGUCACCGAAGCAUACUAGUUUAACAAGGAGAAUCACCCCAACUGCGUUAAAUGACAUACACUAUAGGAGACCGGAAGAUCCACUUGGAGCUGGAAGGACUCAGUGAAGCCGACAAGGUUCUACUACUGUCACAUCUGCGACUCUUCAAAUAUUGCUUGAAUAAUGCCAUUUACAAACUCUUGCUCAACUUGAAGAAUAUUGUUCACCUAUACAGUGAUAUCAUUAUAAUUUACGGGACGUUGUUGAAAAAGAUUCCGAACUAUGAGGAUGUAACUGUCAAGACUGCCAAGUCAAAAAGCCACAUCACCGCCUUGGAAUCUGAGUUUAACACGAUAUUUGGACCAUACGGUACAGAGCAGGUGUUGAUGAAUAAUAAAUGGCAAACAAAAUCUUACGAGGAUAUCAUCAAACCCAUGACUUCCAACCUACUAGAAAUCGCCCAGGCCACCUUUGAUGAUGUAUAUCUGACGCUAUACUGUAUUGACUUCUUCUUCGAGAAGUUCGAUAACCUCAAGAAGUUGCUGAUUCCAUUUUUACUAGUACAAACCAAAUCAGUGAUUAACUCCGUCAAAAAGCUGUUGUAUCUUGUAAACUUAUCCACAAUUGCUGACCACUUGAACUCCAUUGAAGAUAUCAAUCCCAGCAUAUUGAGACAACUCAGAAAGAUAGAGAAGAUUACCUCUGGUUUCGAAAAGGAAUCAUUGGUGUUGGAGAAAUGCUUCAAAACGUAUGAUCCAUCUCUUCAGCAAUAUACCAACAUAUUACUUGGAAAAGCCAUUUUGAAAAGAGAAAUCAAUCCUACAGACUGCCAGAUCAUCAAGAGACGUAACGUGUGUUUCGAGGCGGCUGAACAUGUCAUAUCCAUCCCGUUAUCAGAGAACCAACUCGAUAGUUCCAUGAAGAUCUUAAGGAAUUAUUUCUUGUAUGUUGCAUUGGCGUUUGCAUUACUAAUAAUCACCGCCAUUUAUAGAUUGUUUCGAGUUCUUUUUGCAUAGGUGCCACUAUCAAGUGUUACCUUCUUUGUAUAAUACUUAUAGUAUAAUUACAGCUAUACACUU